GGGCGGCUGUCAGUCAGGUUGAGUUCUGCUUACCGACAACAACAACCGCAACCCCUCCCCACUUUCGGAUAUUUACCUCCGGAAAAUUACCUGUGUUUUGAUCGGUGUUCGCACAGUUCUCCAGUUAAAUUUGUUUCAUUGUGGUCAGUGUUUUUAUUGUGGUGUGUGUUUGCGUAUUUCAAGGUGCUUACAUAACCCGAGAGGUACAAAAGCCGGUUCACAAACAAGCUUGCCCCUCAGUUAGUGUGCUGAUUAAUCGUGGUGCAGAACAACCAAACAAGAUGUCGCGCAAUCCGGCUGAAAAUCAACUCAAUCUGCACAGGAACAACCUGAAGGAGAGCAACACCUCCGUCACGAGCAAUGGCGCCCCGGUCGGAACGAAGACGGCCACGGUGACCGCCGGCGAGCGCGGUCCGGUGCUGCUGCAGGACGUGCACUUCCUGGACGAGUUGGCCCACUUUGAUCGGGAGCGCAUUCCGGAGCGUGUGGUCCACGCCAAGGGUGGCGGCGCGUUCGGUUACUUUGAGGUGACGCACGACAUCACCAAGUUCUGCGCGGCAAAGGUGUUCGAGAAGGUCGGCAAGAAGACCCCGAUGGCGGUGCGCUUCUCGACGGUGGGCGGUGAAAGUGGUUCGGCAGAUACGGCCCGUGACCCGCGCGGUUUCGCCCUGAAGUUCUACACCGAGGAUGGCGUGUGGGAUUUGGUGGGAAACAACACCCCGAUUUUCUUCAUCCGUGACCCGAUCCUGUUCCCGAGCUUCAUCCACACCCAGAAGCGUAACCCGGCGACUCACCUCAAGGAUGCGGAUAUGUUCUGGGACUUUAUCUCGCUGCGGCCGGAAACGACUCACCAGGUGAUGUUCCUGUUCGCCGAUCGUGGUACUCCGGACGGUUUCCGGUUCAUGAACGGAUACGGAUCGCACACCUUUAAGAUGGUCAACGCCGCCGGCAAUCCGAUCUGGUGCAAGUUCCACUUCAAGACCGACCAGGGCAUCAAGAACCUGGACGCCAAGCGUGCCGAUGAACUGGCCGGUUCCGAUCCGGAUUACGCUAUCCGUGAUCUGUACAACUCGAUCGCCAAGGGAGAAUUCCCCAGCUGGACGCUGUACAUCCAAGUGAUGACCUUCGAGCAAGCCGAGAAGACCAGCUUCAAUCCGUUCGACCUUACCAAGGUUUGGCCCCAGGGCGAAUACCCGCUGAUCCCAGUCGGUAAAAUGGUCCUCGAUCGCAACCCAAGCAACUACUUUGCCGAAGUCGAGCAGAUCGCGUUUGCUCCGUCUCACCUUAUCCCCGGUAUCGAACCAUCCCCGGACAAGAUGCUCCAGGGUCGUCUGUUCUCGUACGCCGAUACCCAUCGUCACCGCCUCGGAGCCAACUACCAGCAGCUGCCGGUCAACUGCCCGUAUCGCGUGUCGAUCAAGAACUACCAGCGUGACGGUCCGAUGAACAGCACCGACAACCAGGGAGGCGCCCCCAACUACUACCCGAACUCGUUCGGCGGUCCGGAACCGAGUGUGUUCGCCCACAAGCUGCAGAACACCCAGCAGCCGUGUGCCGGAACCAUCCACCGUUUCGAAACCCCCGACGACGACAACUUCUCCCAGGCCACCGUGUUCUACCGCCAGGUGCUGGACCAGGCAGCCCGUCAACGUCUGGUGGACAACAUUGUCGGCCAUCUGAAGAAUGCCUCGCAGUUCAUCCAGGAGCGUGCCGUCAAGAACUUUGCCCAGGUUGAUGCCGAUUUCGGACGUCUGCUGAACGAGGGCCUGAAGCUGCAGCGCUCGGCCAAGAUGUAAGGUGGUCCCGGAAGAGGUGCAAAACAUUCACACACACAUACAAGCUUCAAUAUUUUUUAUCGUCUUUAUUGUCCUAAUUUGUACCACCAUUUACCUACAAGAAAAAGGGUUUACGGAUUACACAUACGGAAAUAAAGGAUGAGAUUUUUACAUAUUUUUAAUCAAAAGGUAAUUUUUAUAUUUUCUAUUCUAGCUGUUAACAUUCUAUACAUGGGAUAUUAAGCGAUUUCAAUAAAGUUUAACGAUUUCCUACAA
Molecule: messenger RNA, 2051 nt
Organism: Culex pipiens pallens (northern house mosquito)
Lineage: Eukaryota; Metazoa; Arthropoda; Insecta; Diptera; Culicidae
Product: catalase
Exons: 2
Coding region: 282-1796 (504 amino acids)
Biological process (GO): hydrogen peroxide catabolic process; response to hydrogen peroxide
Cellular component (GO): peroxisome; cytoplasm; mitochondrion
Molecular function (GO): catalase activity; heme binding
Source: RefSeq, a predicted model, not a curated record